Messenger RNA from Jaculus jaculus (lesser Egyptian jerboa), 5529 nucleotides. It is a transcript of the gene Vash1, whose product is annotated as vasohibin 1. The coding region runs from base 386 to 1480 and encodes 364 amino acids. Gene Ontology annotation, cellular component: cytoplasm. The transcript is spliced from 8 exons. The record is from RefSeq and is a predicted model, not a curated record. Gene Ontology annotation, biological process: regulation of angiogenesis. NCBI's taxonomy places the organism in Eukaryota, Metazoa, Chordata, Mammalia, Rodentia, Dipodidae.
CCAGUGGGGAGGUGGGCGGGCCUAAGAGCAGACGCCAUGGGAUCCCCGUGCAGUUAACCGAGCGAAACAGGGUGACUUUAACCCUCCUUGUUUCCAACAAUAGUUACUUCCAGGUGGGCCAAGUCAUGUGGUCAUGUCGGCUGACAGAUGGGGAAACUGAGUCCUACAGAUGGAAGGAAUCCGAAGUCCCAGAACGAGACAAGCACUGGUCCGGGUCUAGAACCUGGGUCUUUCAGGCCGGAGUUCCUGCAUCUAAAAGCUGAGGAGCCCCGCAAGGUGUAGGAACUUCCCCAUCGCAUCAAUCCCUUCCGAGCCAGGAAUCUCCCUGGAGUUUGCUGUGCUCCGGUGUGACCCGUCGUGAACUUCGCAGCGUCCCGAGACUGGGAUGCCAGCGGGAAAGAAGGUGGCAGCCAGUGGCAGCAGCGGCGGUGGCGCGUCCCCUGCUACCGCCCACUCCGGAGUCAAGCACAUAGAGACCAGCGGUGAAGGGGCCUCGGCCCAGAGAGACGAUGAACCCGAAGAGGAAGGGGAAGAGGACCUACGAGAUGGAGGUGUCCCUUUCUUCAUCAACCGGGGCGGCCUGCCUGUAAACGUGCCCACCUGGGAAAGGAUGUGGAAGCACGUGGCUAAGAUCCACCCCGAUGGAGAAAAGGUGGCGCAACGGAUUCGUGGGGCCACGGACCUGCCCAAGAUUCCUAUACCAAGCGUGCCUACUUUCCAGCCCACGACGCCCGUCCCGGAGCGCCUGGAAGCCGUGCAGCGCUACAUCAGGGAGCUGCAGUACAAUCAUACAGGGACACAGUUCUUUGAAAUUAAGAAGAGCAGACCUCUGACAGGGCUGAUGGACCUGGCCAAGGAAAUGACCAAAGAGGCUCUGCCAAUCAAAUGCCUGGAAGCUGUGAUCCUGGGAAUUUACCUCACCAACAGCAUGCCCACCCUGGAACGCUUCCCCAUCAGCUUCAAGACCUACUUCUCAGGGAACUAUUUCCACCACAUUGUGCUGGGGGUGAACUUCGGGGGCCGCUAUGGAGCCCUGGGCAUGAGCCGGCGGGAGGACCUGAUGUACAAGCCGCCGGCCUUCCGCACACUCAGUGAGCUCGUGCUGGACUACGAAGCCGCCUACGGCCGCUGUUGGCACGUGCUGAAAAAGGUGAAGCUGGGCCAGUUCGUGUCCCACGACCCCCACAGCGUGGAGCAGAUCGAGUGGAAGCACUCAGUGCUGGACGUGGAGCGGCUGGGCCGAGAGGACUUCCGCAAGGAGCUCGAGCGCCAUGCCCGCGACAUGCGGCUCAAGAUUGGCAAGGGGACAGGCCCUCCCUCUCCUACCAAGGACCGGAAGAAGGAUGUUUCCUCCCCGCAGCGGGCCCAGUCCAGCCCCCACCGCAGGAACAGCCGCAGUGAGAGACGACCCUCCGGAGAGAAGAAACCUUCAGAGCCCAAAGCCAUGCCAGACCUCAAUGGGUACCAGAUCCGGGUGUGAGGCAGAUGCCAGCACCCCAGGCCUCCUCUGUUUGUAGAGGCCCAAAUCUACCUGAGGGAAAGAAUCCCCUUUUCUCUGAGGCGGGGACUUGUGAUGCUCCGGGGAUGGUGGAUGCUGCAGGAUAUUUGCAGCUCAGCCCCAAGCCAUUCCCCCACCCAAGAAGCCAAGUCCCUCCCUAACUUUGGGCCAAGAGGGAGUUAAUAUUUUAUUUGGAGUUCAUUAGCUCUACAACUGAAGGAAUUUGAAGGAAAGACAAAUAGAGGUGCCGGUGGCUGGCAAGGCCAGCUGUCCCUGAGGAUUGUGGCGCUGGCCAGGGAGGGCUUACUGGUUCUUGGGGUCACCAGAGAUUUGGGAGCAUGGGAAAUGUCUCAGCCACCCCAGUCUGCGGGGUGGGUGUAGAGGUAUUUUCCCAGCUAGGCCUGUCCUGGCAGAAUCUUGACCCAGGGGAAAGGAAGCAGGGUAGCACACAGGUCAAAAGCUUGGUGAGGGACACAUCUGCCUCAGCACAGGAGGCUGUGGCUCAGGAGAGCCCUGAGGCCCUGUGUCUCCCCACGCAGUGCUAGGUGGGCCAGCAUGGGAAGAGUUCCCAGCCCCUAGCAAGUCUGCCGCCUCAGUCCAGCCUUACCUGUUGCAGCAGCGUAAGGGCUCUCAGCAGAGGCCUGGGCUUUGUAGAGGGCCCAGCAUAGCCAUGGAGUCUGAACACAUCCAGAGGCUGUGGCUGCGCACAGGGUGGUGGUGGGGGUACGACUCUCAAGCUUGAGUCUUUCCCCUGGGAGUUCAGGGUUAGGCUCUGCUGCUCUUGCAGAGGGCCUGGGCUUUGUAGAGGGUCCAGCGUAGCCAUGGGGAGGGAACAGACCUAGAGGCUGUGUCUGGGCGCAGGGUGGUGGAAUUCAGGGUUAGGCUCUGCUGCCCUCUUCUAAUAAUUUCAGCCCUGGCUGGGGAAAUCAAGACCAGGCCGCCAUGCCUGUGUCUCGGGCUCGCCUCCCCUGCUUCAGGAGCCCAUUUAGGCUUGGAGUGACAGUGGUGGGCCAGGCCACCACGUCUGGCAGUUCCUCAAGGCACUAGCAGAGGAAAACCCAAGCAGUGGGAAUCGUCCACCUCCUAGCCACCAGGCAUGAGAUCCCUGGCACGGAAGUGAGCUGUGGAAAGAGACUGGCAGGGCUGUGGAGACAGACCGAGCCCCAGAACUGCGGGUGUAAGUGAGAAGGGCUGUGGAAGGAGUUGACGAUGGGACUGUGUGGGGCAGUAAGUUCUCUCUGCAACAGAUAGUGUUUGUCAGGGAGCUAGAGAGGGCAUUGGGUGAUGGAGUGCAGCGAGAGGUGACCAUUAAGGGACUUUACUGAGGCUGCAGAGGUGCAGGGGCCUGCAUAAGGGAGCCACAGAACUAGGGUUGUGAAUUCAAAUGCCUGCAGGAGCCGGGCGUGGUGGCGCACGCCUUUAAUCCCAGCACUGGGGAGGCAGAGGUAGGUGGAUCGCCUUCAGUUCAAGGCCACCCUGAGACUCCAUGUGAAUUCCAGGUCAGGUCAGCCUGGACUAAAGUGAGACCCUGCCUUGAAAAAACAUUAAAAAAAAAAUAUUUUAAAAAAAAUCAGCAAAUGCCUGCGGGACCAGCAGGCGACACACGGAGGGCCACAGGGCUGGGGGACACUAAGAGAGCAUGCCAGCAUGUCCCAUGGAGGGAGCUACUGUCCCCACGGUGUAGGCCCUGUAUGGUGGUUACCUGAAUUUGUACGUGCAUCUGGUAUUUAAAGGUUAGCAGUUGGGCUGAGAACGUGGCUCGGUUGGUAGGGGUGCCUGCCUCACAUGUACUGAGCUCUGGGGCUGAUGCCCAGCACCCCAGAAACUGAGCGUGGUGGUACCUGUAAUCACAGCACUCUUCAGGCAGAGGCAGGAGAAUCAGAAGUUCAAGGUUAUUGGCUGUAUAGUAAAAGGGCUACAUGAGACCCUGCCCAGAAAAAGAAAAGGUUAGCAAUCAGAUCAAGGUAUUUUAAAGAUCCAGUACAGGUGACAGAGUGCCAGUGUGGCAGCUUCUGCUGGACAGGACUUGUCCUGGGGCAGAGACUCCUGCCAUGGGUGAAGUGGGAGUGUGAAAGUUCCAUUUCCAAGAGCUGGGCUGGGCUAGGGCAGAGGGGGGCUGCUUCUGGAGUUCACCUUCCUCGGCCCCCUGCAGGCAGACAAGACCACAGUCACCAGAUGGGGUGCAGAGAAAGAGAAAGGUGCCACCCUCGCCUGCUAGGGGCUGAGUGGUGGUUGGAAUCAAAGAAGGAGGAGGAGAGGGAGGAGCAGGGAUGCCUUCACUGAGACGCCCCGCGAGGAGGCUAGCAGCUCAUUACACCACUGCUCCCCGCCCCGGGGACCCAAUGCCAAGCCCAGCGAAGGCCCUCCACGGGCCCAUGGGAGGUCAGUGGAUCAGUCCUUUGCCUCCCCGCCUUCCUCCUCCAAAUUAGAGCCCUGGCCAGAGCAGUGACAGUGGUGUCUCCUGACACAAAUUCAUCUCAGUGCUCAGAGUAGGGAAGGCAGACCCCAUGCCCUCGUGCUUACCUGGGGAGAAACGGCUCACCUUGAGAGGCCCAGAGCUAAACAAGGUCCUUCCUGGGUCUGGUAUGGCUGCCUAUAGAGAGUGGCUCCAUAGGCGUCUGGGGACGGACAUGGGAGGUAAACUAUGAGGAACUAGGAGCUAGAGGCAGAAGACUGGUACCAGAGCCUUAUGAGGUUCUAACCCGUGGCUCUUUCCUGCGAGCCCUGGGGGCAAGGAAGCAGACGGAGCACCAGACCUGCUCUCAUGAGCAGCUGGUCCCUGGCUGUAAUCCCCUGUCACUCGCCCCUUCUGAGCCGAGGACCUCAGGCCUGUGGAGACCGCCACAGGACACAGCGGUGCUUUUUAAUUUAUUUGUAACUCUUUCUCACAUGUAGCAAGCCCUCCUCCCCGCCUGAGCUGUUUACACAGGCUCUGCUCCUUGGGGCUGGCCUGGCUGUGACGUUUCUGGGGAGGCAGGGGCAGGGACUAUGGGGCCUUAGUCACCAACCAUGGCAUCACUUCAUCUCUUACUUCCUGUGAGCGACAGGUACCCGGCAGACAGGAUCCAAAAUCCCCAACUCAGGCCUGCCUGCCACCUCCUCUGACCUUUCGUUGAGGUGCUGACUUGGGGGGGGGUGGCCUGAAGUGGGGGCUCCCUGUGCUGGGUCAGAACACUAGGAAGCUGGCUUCAGAGAGCCUUUCUCGCUGGCCAACUACCUGCCAGUCCUCUCCCUUCAUGGCUUCACAUUUCCAUGCUGCCCCCACCCCUUCAUGCCAGCCUCCCAUUCCCAGCGGGCAUGGCCGAGUGCGGAAAGCAGCCGUCCUCUGGCUCCGAUGCAGUGAUGAAGCCUGGGAACUGGACAUAAAGGAGCAAAGGACGAGGAAGUUGACCAUGGCUGACAUCCAGUCCUUUCUGUCAUCUCAUGUCCCGCCCCUUCCAGCUGGGGCUUCUCGGCUCAGGAAGUGGGACUAAUGAUGGCUGGCGAGGGGCCCUACGGCCUGUGUGCAUGUGUGCCUAGUUUUCUGCCUGGAAUGUCUUCGGGCAUGUGUAUUAUAGCCCCACCCUGGCACAGUGCCCCGGCCUUGGAGGAUAGGCAUGAAUAGGUGUGGCCCAACAGGCUGAUGGUGCGAAGGGCAGGGGUGCUUUCUGAAGGAGGGUGGGUAGGAUGUAGGAUUGGCCCUGCCAGGCACCACUGCCUUCCACCAGUUGCCCCAGACAGGCAGGGCCACCACAGUGUUAGCUGCACAUCCAUCACUAGGACCUUCUUGCCCCAUCUUGGUGCUCUGGGGUCUCAAGCUUCUCUUUUUCUGACGAGACAUGGGUACUCUUGGCCCUUGGGCCAGUCAUGAUGGACCACCCGCCCCUGCCCUACGCUUUGUUUGGAUGUUGUGUUGUCCUAGAUGUUCCUGUGUUCUUACCAGUAUUGCCCCUGCCUUUCACUUUGACACUUCAUCUCAUUCCUGUUCUCAUUUUUCCCCUAAAAUGAAUAAAGUCUCCCCAGACCCACUUGUGUGGCCUGGACAGAACUCA